UUUCUCUGUGGUUAAGGACCGUUUGAAAUAUUCAAAAUUUAAAACCAGAAGUAACGAACAUUUACUUAACAGGGGUAGUUUGUGAUAACUCUAAGAAAAUGGCUUUUGAAGAAAAAAAUAGUAGAUUUAAGUUUCAUCAGAAUGUAUGUAUAAUGAAGAAGGGAAAUUCGAGCCCCAGAAAAUGUCGUAAAAAGUUGCAAGACCGGUUUAACGACAGUGAAUCAAGUUCUAAUAAAAACAAUAGAUCUGUUCUUUCGGUGCUAUCAUUAAAUAAUUCUAGGAAAAUGUUAAGAACAGGUACUGAGAAGUUUCAUAAAGGAUUAAAUAACUUUAGAACUACAUUAACUAGUUUGUCACAGAGAUUCAGAGGAACGAGACGUAGACACAUUUUAGAAGAGACAAAUUUUACCCCAAACGCCCCAAACGGUGCACCUGCGACUCCACUCACAUUUUCUAAAACAGUGUUAGGUCGAACACCGACCAAGUUGUAUAGCCCUUUUGGAAUUGAAACACCUACAUUGGCACAACCAUCUACAUCCCUCAAUGAUAGUAAUGCAUCUGAACAUAUCACUGUUAUGAAAGAGAAAAGGUCAAAGAGUGACAAACUAAAGCGUUUGAUUAUGAUGAGGUAAGAAAAGGGAUUUCGAUCAAUGUAUUUUUAACAAUAAACACUGCCUGACAAAGUAUUUACAAGAGCUAGCUUUUGAAUUAAGCGAAUUUUGUAAUCUCAAAAAGUAUUUUUGAAUUGUAAGGUUUAUUAUUUUAAUUUUUGAAGACAUUUGCUCCCUUUUAUUUUUACCUAUACAUAUAUUUAAAACUUCCAAACGUAUUGGAUGUUUUGUUCUUGUGUUCAAAUGAAAAGUAUUUUUUACUUUUAUACCUAUAGCAUGUAAGUUAUUUUGAUGCUCAUUUAUUUUGUACUUAGAUGUUUUAAAUACACCUUUUUUAUUUUUAA
Molecule: messenger RNA, 955 nt
Organism: Agrilus planipennis (emerald ash borer)
Lineage: Eukaryota; Metazoa; Arthropoda; Insecta; Coleoptera; Buprestidae
Exons: 2
Coding region: 99-632 (177 amino acids)
Source: RefSeq, a predicted model, not a curated record